Molecule: messenger RNA, 1934 nt
Organism: Drosophila suzukii
Lineage: Eukaryota; Metazoa; Arthropoda; Insecta; Diptera; Drosophilidae
Gene: yps
Product: ypsilon schachtel
Biological process (GO): regulation of gene expression
Cellular component (GO): nucleus
Molecular function (GO): nucleic acid binding
Source: RefSeq, a predicted model, not a curated record
GCUGUCAUGUUUCACUUCCGGAGCUUGCGAACAAAAUAGAAUCGCUAAGGCAAAGAAAACCCUGCGAGUGGCGAGUGUUUUAAGAUCACACUCACAAACAACAUCCAAAGUGGUUAGUGGCAGCUGAGAGUUGAGUGCCAGAGAACCCGACGAACAGCAGACGGGCAGACGGAUAACUAGUGUGCGGCACUCGCGACCACCACCAACAACAACAACAGCCUCGUUUUUCCCGCUUUUCCGUUAAGAACACCCAUAGCACACAUAACAACUGCGCCAGAACGAUGGCCGAUGCGGAGAGUAAGCCACUGAUCCCGGAGCAGCAGCCGGAGCAGCAGAAUCUGCAGGAGCAGGAGAUCGAGCAGGAGCUGCAGGAACUCGAUCAGGAGCUGCAGGGCAAGCCCGCUCCGCCGCCCAAGGAAGUCAUCGCCACCAAAGUCACCGGCACCGUCAAGUGGUUCAACGUGAAGAGCGGCUACGGCUUCAUCAACCGCAACGACACCAAAGAGGACGUCUUCGUGCACCAGAGCGCCAUUGCCCGGAACAACCCCAAGAAGGCGGUCCGCUCGGUGGGCGACGGUGAGGUCGUUGAGUUCGACGUGGUCAUUGGCGAGAAAGGAAACGAGGCGGCCAACGUGACCGGUCCGUCCGGCGAGCCUGUGCGGGGCAGCCAGUUUGCGGCAGACAAGCGCCGCAACUUCCGUCCCUGGAUGAAGAAGAACCGCCGCAAGGAUGGCGAAGAAGGCGAGGAGCUGGAGUCGCCGGCCCAACAGCAGCAGCAGCAGGCACCGCCGUCCGUUGACGGCCAGCAGCAGCAGCAGCUUCAGUCCGGCCCGCGUCAGCCCCGUCAGAACUUCCGCCGAGGCCCACCCGGUGGACCGCCCGGAGGACCUCGAGGUGGCCCCCGAGGACCACCCGGCGGAGCUCCCGGUGGCCCCCGGCGUUACAACAACUACUAUCCGCGCCAGCCGCGACGCGGUCUGGGCGGCGGUGAUGGCAGCAGCGCCGAGCCUGGCGUUCACGACCAGAAUCCCGAGGGACUGCAGCGAGGCGAGGGUCAGGGACCGCGUCGCGGUGGCGGCCCACCAGGCGGACCCCAGAGGCGCUUCUUCCGACGCAACUACAACAACGGACCACCGCCACCACGCCGCGAUGGCGGAGAGUACAUUCAAGGCCAGGGACCGCCACGCCCUCAACAGCCACGUCCACGUCGCCAGAAUAGGAAACCAAAUGGGCCUGGCGGUGGUUUGGAGCAGCAGCCACAGCAGAACGGCGCUCAAGAGCUGCAAAACACAACUACAGAGAGCACUGCAUAGAAAGGACCGUCGAACCGUCGUAAAACAUCAGCAGUACCAGUAGCAGCAGCAUAUAACAACAGUCGCAGCAGCAGCACAUCAACAUCCAGCAGCAAUUACUGCAAAAUGAAGCAACAACACCAGCGAAUAUUGCAGCACUUUGCCCAAUGAGCCGCCGCGUUUUUUCGGUUUGUUUGCUUUUUGUUUUGUUUCGGAGGGCAGCAGAACGAAUUGUAAAUCUAAUACAUCCAACAUCUAACAACAGCAACAUGAAAAUGUAUAUCAAAUUCAAAAAACCAAUUUCUAUCAUGACUGGCCGUCAAAAAUUGCAUAAAAAGUCGAAUUGUAUUCAUUGAACCACAACAAAAACAAAAAUAAAUUCAAAUACGCCCAGCAAUUUAGACAGCGCCGGUAUAUACCAUUUACCUUAAUGAUUAUUAACAAAAUUUUAUUUAUUCUUGAAACCCUUCUCGAACGUUGUUACGUUGUGCGUUAAGCGAACCCAUAACUCUAAGUUUCUCGUAUUAAAGAUCAACAUUAAACACGAAAACCCACACACACUCUUGUCCCAUUUAUACAUCAUCCUAAACCGAGAAAUUCAAGAAUCAGACGGAAGCAAGGCCCCACUUAAUGUAUCAAAAA